AUGGUAAGGGUCAAGCGUGCAGCCUCCGAAAUGGACCAAACAGGCAAGUCUGGCCUAGACGCCAUGUUGCGCAAUGUGCUCGACCGUGUCCAGGAGUUGUCCACCGAAGACGAGUCGAGACUCCUCUCGUCUGCAUUCAUAAAGCUUCCACCCAAGAAGGUGUAUCCUGAUUACUAUGCGUUGAUAGAGCAGCCGAUCUCGCUCUUUGAGAUUCUGCGCAAAGUCACAAAGGGCGGCUAUCGAGACGCGGCGCUGUUUGUUGCGGACUUCACACUUAUGUAUGAGAAUGCCCUUCGGUAUAACGACCCGACCUCCUGGAUUGUCCAGGACGCGCGUCAAAUCUUAGAUUAUGUAGAGGCCAAUGUGGACACUGCUGCGCUUGCUGUGGGAGCUGCUUCUUCGGAGCCUGAUCUCAACGAGUUGCGUCAGAUGUGUUUGGGCAUAUUGGAGGAAGUGAUUGAGCACCUGUUCCCAGACGACGGAGUGCUCAGUGGGCCGUUUAUGUAUAAUGUCGAUCCUGAGGAGUACCCCGAAUACUACACCAUCAUCGAGCAUCCAACAUCUUUUGAGCAGGUGAAAGAAGAGGUCAAUGGACUGUUGUUCUCUGCCAGUGCUACGCUCGCUGAUAACUUGUCCGCCUUCUACAACGAAGUGGACCUCAUUUUCGUAAAUGCGCAAACGUACAACGAUCCAUCUGCCUUAAUUUUCGAGGAUCUGAGAAAAUUGCUGCAGGUGUUCAACGAGAAGUACGCUGCUUUGGAACUCAGCUUGCUUGGUGAACUGCACCCUGCUUUGAAGUUCAGAGGAAAGGGCCCCAAAGAACCUACAACGAAACUCAAAUUGACAUUCAAGGGAAAAACUGAGUCGCCCGGCCCUGAAGACUUCUCGUAUGGUGAUGAUGCUCCAAAGAAGAAGAGGGGCAGGAAACCUAAGAAAGUGGUCGAAGAAGAACAAAGACAAGCUGCGCUCGAGGCUCAGCUCAAAAGAGAAGCCGAGGGUGGAUACGACUCCGAAGAUGAGUAUGACAACGGCCUGUUUGGCGCUUUCGAAGCGCACGCCAUGGGUAAGCAUUUUACCAUACCACCAAAAGAGAGUGUGUUCAUCAGGAAAGUUGGCUUCAGUUCGAACCAAAAUGUCACUAAUCAAAUUUUGAGCGCAGUUGGUUCCCAACCAUACGCUGCCCCCAGCAAAGCUGAGAUCACUAGAAGACAGUUCUUCCCAAAAGCACCUGUUUCCAAUGCUGCAACUUUCUUCGAUUACCAAUUUGAAACCCUUGGGUUCUCUUCCAAAGCCUAUUCUAUUACGCUACCUCAGGAUGCUACUCCAAUUGUUUCAAUGAAGGUUGCAUUGCAUGAGUUCAUAUACAACUUGAAGAAAAAUGAUUUAGUGGAUGGCCAAGGCUAUCUCAAGGGUAGGGCAGAAGAAGAUUUUAUGGCCUCUCUUUUUGUGAAUGAUGAAGAAGUUGGGGGAGGAGUCGAAGUCAAUGAAGAGAUUGAUCCAACUGACAAUCGCACAAAGCUUCUCAGCUUGUCAUAUGAUCUUAAGCUCAGCUAUGGUCUCAAUAUCGUCAACUUUGAGUUGAGGCUUUCCCCAACUUUGGCCAAAACUCUAAGAAAACGGAAGGGCAAUCUGGAGUCCACGGAGCUUGCCGGUCGCCAUACCAGACAUCAAUUGCAACAACUAAAACUCCAUUGGGAAAUGGAAAAGUUCACACUCUACGUCAUCUCUCUCAGUCCCUAG
This is a messenger RNA of Australozyma saopauloensis, 1740 nucleotides long. RefSeq lists its product as uncharacterized. Gene Ontology annotation, cellular component: RSC-type complex. Gene Ontology annotation, molecular function: chromatin binding; protein binding. The record is from RefSeq and is a predicted model, not a curated record. The transcript has a single exon. Gene Ontology annotation, biological process: chromatin remodeling; transcription elongation by RNA polymerase II. The coding region runs from base 1 to 1740 and encodes 579 amino acids. Lineage: Eukaryota; Fungi; Ascomycota; Pichiomycetes; Serinales; Metschnikowiaceae.